Molecule: messenger RNA, 258 nt
Organism: Chlorella variabilis
Lineage: Eukaryota; Viridiplantae; Chlorophyta; Trebouxiophyceae; Chlorellales; Chlorellaceae
Exons: 2
Molecular function (GO): formate-tetrahydrofolate ligase activity; ATP binding
Source: RefSeq, a predicted model, not a curated record
CUGUACACGCGGCAGGGCUUUGGCGGCCUGCCCGUGUGCAUGGCCAAGACGCAGUACAGCUUCUCCAACGACCCCGCCGCCAAGGGCGCCCCCAGCGGCUUUACCUUCAAGGUGCGGGAGGUGCGGGUGGCGGCGGGCGCGGGCUGGCUCAUCGCGGUGUGCGGCGACAUGAUGAUGAUCCCGGGGCUGCCCACCCGCCCCGCCUUCUACGAGAUAGACAUCGACCCAGACACAGGGCGGGUGGUGGGGCUGUCCUGA